Pelobates fuscus (common spadefoot toad) is the source of this 3132-nucleotide messenger RNA. Its product is annotated as protein mono-ADP-ribosyltransferase PARP12-like. Bases 455 to 2446 code for a protein of 663 amino acids. The transcript is spliced from 12 exons. Gene Ontology annotation, molecular function: metal ion binding; NAD+ poly-ADP-ribosyltransferase activity; NAD+-protein mono-ADP-ribosyltransferase activity. Lineage: Eukaryota; Metazoa; Chordata; Amphibia; Anura; Pelobatidae. The record is from RefSeq and is a predicted model, not a curated record. Gene Ontology annotation, cellular component: nucleus.
AGGGAGUGGGAGCAGAUCUGGUUGCUGGGGUGAAGCAAGGUGCAAGUUAGAUGGCUACAUAAAGGGGUGCAAGUUUGGGAAAAGAGCAAGAGCAAGGUAGGGUACAGAGGAGGCUGAGUAGACAGAUUUAGGAAGUAGGGGUAAGACAAUAAGCUAUUCAGAUGGAGGAGAGACCUUGACAACAAAGAAAAACAGAGCUGACUGGAAACACAGUGAGGAGAGAACGCAGACAGAACACUGAGAUAAGAAUAAGCAUUAGACGAGAAACUUUGAACAAAUUUUAUAUUUUAAUACCAGUACCUUACAGCCAGGAUAACAGAGACAUAGCUUAAUAUAGAAACACUGCAAACACCGAGAGACAUAGACUACUGCAGAAACACAGCAAAAGUACACGAAAAAAAAGCCAUCAGACAAAGAUUGAUACAGAAAGUUAGUGAGUAUAUUGUCAGUUGCCAUGUCUGCCUAUGAGGGCCUGUCUUCCCGUCUGAGGACGGCACUGUGUGUAUCAGGGGGCAGUAUGGAUCUGGAUGUACUUGGGCGAACUUUGGGACUUACCUCUGAGCAGCUGACAAGGUUGGUGGAGGAGGAAGAGGGGCGCAGCAUUAGGAUCAGGGAGCAGGAGGGCAAGCGAGUGGCUGUGUAUAAAAGUGAGCUGCGAGUGUGCUCUGAGCGUACAAGAAAAUGUGCUGGGGACUGCGGGAAACUGCACCUCUGCCGCUAUUUCAUCAUGGGGAGCUGUACCAGGUCCCCAUGUAAGUUUAAUCACAGUGUUCAGACACCUCACAACUUUCAAGUUCUACGGCAGCAUCAGCUGGAAGCACUGGGCACUAAGGUAUUACAACAGCUUCUGUUACAGAAUGACCCAAGUCUGCUGCCUGAUAUUUGUAUGCACUAUAACCGAGGAGAUGGUCCCCACGGAUCCUGUACCUUUAAGGACAACUGUAACAAGCUGCACAUCUGUCAGCAUUAUCUGCAGGGUGACUGCAUGUUUGGAAGCAAAUGCAAGAGGUCACAUGACUUCAAAGAAGAGGAGACGUUGAAGAAGUUAACUAAAUGGGGACUAAGUGGCACAUUCCUACCUGAACUGCUAUCCAUUUACAUAAAUGCAAGUGCAAUGACAAAGAGUUCUGCAGCGUCUCCCGUGAAAGAGAAAGCUCCACCAAAGAAUGAAAAACCCAAACUAAAGAAAUCUACCACCAUUGAACAUAUUGAUGAAAUCUGCCUGUACUUCAUAACAAAGACCUGCAGCUUCAAAGACAGGUGUGUUCGGAAUCAUUACCAUCUCCCUUACAGAUGGCAGGUGUUUACCAAUGACAGCUGGAAAGAUUUUGAUACGAUGGAAGAUAUUGAGAAAGCGUACUGUGAUCCUAACAGCAGAGUACCUUUGGCACACCUGGAUUUCAGCACCAUGACUUACAAUUCAUAUAAGAUUCGGCGUCUUUCCACUCCAUCUGCUGUAUCAAAACCGCCACAUUUCAUCCUCACCACAGAAUGGCUUUGGUACUGGAAGGAUGAAUACAAAAUAUGGAAUGAGUAUGGCGCACAGUGUGACCUUCACAAAUUGUCCACCAUCAGCAGCAGUGAUCUGGAGAAUGUUUACAUGUCAGACACCACGGCACGAGUACCAUUUAAAGCAGGGAAGCAUGAGUAUGUGCUUAGUUUUAAAGACAUGAUCCAGAGAAAUACUCAUUACGGAACAGAGAGGAUGGUGUGCAGGAGACCUACAUUUGUGUCAGUGGAGGAUGUAAAGAAAAAGAAAGUUAGGAAGUCCGAGUCAUUAAAAGAAGGUCAGAAGUCCACCCCACCACAGUGGGACACAGGAGAUAUACCUGAUGCUGGCUAUAAGCUUGUCCCUCUAGGUAAAUCAUCAGAAGAAUAUAAUAAAAUCGACACAGCUUUUCGUCGAACAUUACCAUCUAUGAACAUUAACAGCAUCCAUCGAAUUCAAAACCUUUCUCUGUGGGAGGUUUACCAGUGGCAAAAGGAACAGAUGAAGAAACACAAUGGAGGAAAUGAGGUGGAAGAGAAGCAGCUGUUCCAUGGCACUAAUGACAAACUUGUUGAUGCAAUUUGCCAGCAGAACUUUGACUGGAGAAUAUGUGGUGCACAUGGAACAGCAUAUGGUAAAGGAAGUUACUUUGCCAGAGAUUCAUCAUAUUCCCAUAACUACAGUCAACGCACUGACUCUCCACUACGGGUAAUGUUUGUUGCCCGUGUGCUGGUUGGCGAUUACACACCAGGAAAGUCCUCCUACCUUCGUCCGCCUUCCAAAAACAACUUGUUAUCAUCUAGCUUCUUUGAUAGCUGCGUAGACAAUGCAAGAAAUCCAUCAAUCUUUGUGAUUUUUGAGAAGCAUCAGAUAUAUCCAGAAUACCUUAUCAAAUACUCAGAUGAACCCAGGAACUUAAACAGUCUGUUAAGCGCCCUAAAGAAACAUAGAAUAUGAGUCAAAAUGUUUAAAAUGCUUUCUUCAUGACCAAGUAUGCUCCUUUAUGUUUCAAGGUCAAACCCACAAGUUUGUGUUUCUCUAUGAUAGAUGCAGAACAGCUGUUCUUCAAAAUAAGCCAAGCACAAGACAUGACUAUGAUUAAUUAGUUACUAGUGGUUUUAGUUCCAUAAUCCAUGCUUCUAUUCCGCAAAUUAGAAACAUUUCUUUAAAUAAUUAUUUGAAUCAUUUCAGCAAAUUAGGGCACUUUGAGUCCAUGUGUGGUUCAAAGUCAUCGUUCAUGGGAUGGUUAGAUGAUAGUAGUGUAUCUGGCAGCCUUGUAAAAGAGUUGCUGGAUCACAGAGGAGGAGAGCUGUUGUCAAAUAGCAGCCAGAUGUUUUGUUUUUUUUCUUUUCCUUUGAAAGUGGUCACUGUUAAACGUCAGAUAUCCUGAGCGAGGGCAGAUGCAGCAAGGUGUAAUAUACAGUAAAACAUUAUGCACCCGAUUUGCAUAAAGCUUUCUGUUCUGACAUUUGAAUGGGAGAGAUUGUGUUAAAUCCUGACUAAUACUAUGGGUUCUACAUUUUAGUUGAGGAGAAUAUUCAGUGUGUUCACUAUACAAGAAUCAAAUGUUAUCAUGUAUUUAGAUGUGUUUACAGUUAUAUUGCAUAAAUACAUGUAUUAUUAAAGUAUCCCUUUAGGAAUGA